This is a messenger RNA of Symbiodinium necroappetens, 531 nucleotides long. The record is from the annotation of a GenBank genome assembly. NCBI's taxonomy places the organism in Eukaryota, Dinophyceae, Suessiales, Symbiodiniaceae.
AUGUUACGGAGAGCAGCGCAUCUCGUGCUACUACAGCAACAGCGACUGUACCGGCAGCCAGAUGUGCGGAGGCCGCCCCACCGAUUUGAAGAAGUGCUAUGCAUCCGGCGGAGGGCGAUAUUCGAUGGCUCCGACGAUGAAGUUGCAGAGUUCUGCACUACCACCACAACGACUGCAUUUGCAGGGAUUUCAGGGAACAUCAGCAUCUACACGGACGGCGGCUGUUCAGUGCUUGAUGGGACACACUCCAUCGAUCUGGGUCCCUGCACAAUGACCGGCUCGACCAGCUCGCAAGACUUCACUUGCAUGGAAGGGUCCAUCGCUUACAACGUGUACAGCACUAAUGACUGCACCGGCGAGGCAACGACGCAGGUCUUUGAGCAGGGCCCCUGCAACCCAGUGGACAACGGCACGUCAUCUUGGCUCGUUGCUUUCCCCGGAUGCACCGGAGGCGCAAGCUCGUCAGAUUCGUCAGCAGCAGUGCACUUGAAUGUUGGAUUCAUGAUUCUCAGCUUGCUUGCUUGCCGCUAG